GUGAGUACUAUAUAGUGGAUCAGCAGCUCACACUCUUUAGCGUAAACUGAUGCUAAGAUUGGUAUACAACUUGCCUCUACCUAGACAACAUGUCUUACGCAUUCCCUAUGUUGUAUGUGGCCUUGUUUGUCAAUGGCUACCUUCGCCGUUUCUAUUUCCCCUGGUGGUCAAAGUAUCACUGGGUCUUGGCUACUUCUCUUGCUGCUUCGAUCGCAGUUUUUGGAGUGAUCUGGUUUUUUGCGAUCCUUUACAAAAACUCUCAGCCGGAAUGGUGGGGUAAUUCUGUUGUCAACGCAGGUUGUGAUGGUCAAGGGUGUGCCCGCUUGACUGUCCCUACAGAGGGAUUCGGCCCUGCUCCCGGGCAGUUCCAAGCUUGA
This is a messenger RNA of Puccinia graminis f. sp. tritici CRL 75-36-700-3, 377 nucleotides long. RefSeq lists its product as uncharacterized. The coding region runs from base 90 to 377 and encodes 95 amino acids. The transcript has 6 exons. NCBI's taxonomy places the organism in Eukaryota, Fungi, Basidiomycota, Pucciniomycetes, Pucciniales, Pucciniaceae. The record is from RefSeq and is a predicted model, not a curated record.